ACAUCUCACCGAACAUUUUGACGUGUAAAUCGAAAUCAAAACAUUGUGGGCCCCUAAAAUUAACUGAUUUGAAUGUUUACAAUAAUUAAAAUAAUUGAUAAUUUUGUGUAAUAAAAUGCUAUAAAUAUAAGAGGAUGAAAUGGUUUUGCCUCAGAAUCGAAUAUGAUAAUACUCAGUGUAGUUUCGUGUUUGACGUUACUCGCGCAUGCGCGCGGGAACCCAGCUCCCACAAUGACAUAUGAUACUAUAGUUGUUGGCAUAGGCGCUGCUGGCUGCACAGCCGCGGCGACACUCUGCAAGGCGGGGAAAAAGGUUCUGGCACUUGAGGCUAUGGAUAGAGUCGGGGGCAGAGUUAAUACCGUACCUUUCAGCAACGGGGUAAUUGAAUUGGGGGCUGAAUGGAUGCACGGCCAACAAAACAGUCGUAUUUACGACCUCGCGAUACAAAACAACGUCUCUGUUUUACCCCAAGAGCUAUCAUUCGAUGUCUACCGGUCUGACGGUAGCUUAUCAAACAAUGAGACCUUGAAUGACCUCGUGACAUUUGCCCUUGGGGUCGUGGAAGAUCCCCCUGAAGUACCAGAACCAUUAGGGCAGUAUAUAACUAGGAGAAUGUUGGACUAUAUAAAAACAAAAUACCCUGAAUUACAAUCAGACCAGGAUUAUAUAACCGAAGUUCUAAAUUUCAUGGACUUAGUUAUAAACAAUUAUGAGUCGUCAAACAGCUGGAACGAUGUUUCGACGCAAUCUAGAUAUGAUGAGCUUGAAGGGCAUCAGCACAUGAGCUGGCACAAGAACGGAUAUAAAACUCUAUUUGAAAUAUUAUUGAACACAUACCACAAUGGCCCUGGUUUCCCGACCUUGGACCUUCAACUGAGGAAGGAGGUGACCCGUAUAUCCUGGCCCCAGGAUCCCGCUGAAGAUGUGGUGGUCACCUGCAAAGAUGGCUCUACAUACAGGGCUAGGAAUGUCAUUGUGACUGUAUCUUUGGGAGUACUGAAAGAAAGGCACGAAAAAUUAUUUACCCCACCGUUGCCAGAAGAGAAAAAAACUGCAAUAGAAAAAAUGUCAAUUGGUGUAGUAGGCAAAGUAGCUUUGUUAUUCAAAGAGAGAUUCUGGAAAGACGGUUUCUGGACCGCCUUUGUGUGGAAAGGAGAGGACAGAAUGAAGUUGAGUGAGAAUGAGACGUGGAUAACAACGUAUAAUGGAUUUUCUCCACCUAUGGGCUGCGAUAACGUUUUGACAUUCUGGGGUGUGGGCGAUGCCGCCAAAUUGGUAGAAACUUUACCCGAGGAUGUGGUUAAGAGGAAAGUUAUGGAACUCUUAAGAAAGUUUAUGGGCAAAGACAUAGAAAUUCCAGAACCCAUUGGGAUGUUGAGGUCGUCGUGGUACUCAAACCCGUUCACCAGGGGCAGUUACAGCUACGACAACGUUUUAACACCACAAUACCCAACUGCCCGAGCCACUUUAGCUGCCCCCCUACUAGACAGAGGGGGUAGCCCUCGCGUCCUAUUUGCAGGAGAGGCCACGGAUAAUACUCACUUCUCAACUGUCCAUGGGGCAACAGAUACUGGAUUUAGAGAGGCCAAUAGGCUAUUACCCCAAGCCAAAUUGUAAAGAAUGAAUUGAUUGAGCGACUCGUUAGCAAUGAAAUUGUUGCAGUUAGUAAUUGUCUUACAAAUGAAACGAAUUUGGGCCCCGAUUUUGCUAUUUAUUGUGGCCAAAAUUUUUCAUAAGCAUUUACCUAACAAAAUAAUUGGAAAUUUAUUGUAUUGGCAGUGAGUGUUCCGCCUCUACUGAAUUUCCAAUUGUUGUGUUGAGUAAAAUGCUUUGCCAAUUUAAUCCAAUUUCCAUUAAUUCAUCGGCCAUUGUAAGUAGCAGAAUUGGGGCCCUGGUUAACUUGUUUUUGUUUUUGAUACGAUUUUAGUUUCGAUCUUGCAAUGAUUUAAAUUCGUUUACUCUUAAAAGUAAGUUAGCUAUCAUUUGAACGUGUUUCCAACCCGCUUGGGUCGAAAUAUAGAGUACUAACUCCUAUCUCUAUUUAAUUUUGUUGGGAGGCAGACCAUACUUUUGUCUGCUACGACACAUGUUGUAGAUGAAAUGAAAUGAAAUUAUUUAUUCUGCAAAUAGGAUAUUAAAUCACUUUUACAUGUCUUUUUUGAGAACGAUGG
Messenger RNA from Trichoplusia ni (cabbage looper), 2171 nucleotides. Its product is annotated as peroxisomal N(1)-acetyl-spermine/spermidine oxidase-like. The coding region runs from base 163 to 1617 and encodes 484 amino acids. Lineage: Eukaryota; Metazoa; Arthropoda; Insecta; Lepidoptera; Noctuidae. The record is from RefSeq and is a predicted model, not a curated record. The transcript is spliced from 8 exons. Gene Ontology annotation, molecular function: polyamine oxidase activity.